Messenger RNA from Aphanomyces astaci, 1737 nucleotides. Its product is annotated as TKL protein kinase. NCBI's taxonomy places the organism in Eukaryota, Oomycota, Saprolegniomycetes, Saprolegniales, Verrucalvaceae. The transcript has 3 exons. The record is from RefSeq and is a predicted model, not a curated record. Gene Ontology annotation, biological process: protein phosphorylation. The coding region runs from base 1 to 1644 and encodes 547 amino acids. Gene Ontology annotation, molecular function: ATP binding; protein kinase activity.
AUGCUCGUACUGCCCAUAAGUCUGCUCUCCCAGGACAAGCCGACAGAUUCGACGUCCACGAUGGAGGACUGCGCGGCGUACAUAGGAACGUACUCCAAUGCACUCCUCCAACGGCCUGAAUAUGUCAACUGCGACUUCCCCAAGCAGUUUGCGGCUGGCAAACUCGACUCGCGCCGCCUGAAGGCCAUCGACUGCACGCUCAAGCUAUGCAAAACCGUGAUCGAAGGCAACAAGAACGCGUUCUCAGUGUUCCCAGGGUGCUCCCUUCCCGACACUGCAAGUAGCAACACACCCGUCGAACUCGCCACGCUCAGUUCGCUGUGCACGGACAUUUCAAUUGUCGACACGGGUGUCGUCACCGGUCCUCCCUCGUCAUCGCCAUCAGCCUUCGCCCCUGCAUUCUCUCCUUCUCCAUCCAAUCCAUCACCCAUGUAUCUAGCUACCCCUCCUUCAUCGACUCGUUCGACCUUGGAUGCUCCGAAUAACACUGGCAUCCUCGUCGCGGCCGGCGCGAGCAUUGCCGUCUUGGCGCUGGUCAUAUGCGGAUACGUGUACAUGCGCACCCAUCGAAAGCAUACCACCAGCGCCUUUGCACGGGUAGAAGACGGAGAACGAACGGACGACCAGCAAACCCAUCAAAAGGGCGACCCCACGUCCGUAGCACCUUCGACCACGUCUUCCACGGGAGAUUCUUCGUACGCGGUUACGGGGGAGCUGGACUUGGCCGAGAUGGAACGGCAUCGCAUUCCAGCGGCCAACGUCGUCCUCGUGAAGACGCUGGCCAGUGGCGCGUUUGGCCAAGUGUGGCUAGGACAGUUGAACAGCCGACAGGUCGCCGUGAAGACGCUGCUCACGACCUGCACGACCAAGUCAGAUCUGCAAAAGUUCAUGUGCGAAAUUGCACUAGUUGCCAAAUGGGGCUGGGUUGUGUGGUACGAUUGCAGUUUGCACUUGGGCUCCAUAGUAUGUACUAGCAUGUACUACCGGAUCGAGUGCGAAUAUGUUGUGUCGUUCAUUGGAGUCGCUUGGACGCGGCCAACCGACAUGAUGCUAAUCACAGAGUUCAUGGACGGCGGCGACCUGCGCAGUGCGCUGCAGCCCAAUCUCGAAACCCAUCGACGGCUGACAUGGAAGAUGAAGGUCCAGAUAGCCCACCGCGUCGCCGAGGGACUGGCGUACUUGCACUCGAUGGCACCAAAGGUGAUCCAUCGAGACUUGAAGUCACGCAACGUACUGCUGGACUCGGUCCAGGGCGCCAAGAUCACAGACUUUGGCAUUUCCAGAGAAACGAACGACGCCACCAUGACGGCCGGCAUCGGCACGUAUAGGUGGAUGGCGCCAGAGGUGCUCCGAGACGGUCACUACUCGGAACUGUCGGACUUGUUCAGUUUCGGCGUGAUCUUAGCCGAGUUGGACACGGAGAUCUUGCCGUACUCGGACCUGCGCAACGACAAGGGCAACCUGCUCACGGACACGGCCAUCAUGGCCAAGGUCAUGGCGGGACAGCUGCGACCGACGCACGCGCCUCAGUGUCCGGACUGGUUUGUCACGCUAGGGAGGAACUGCACGGCGCUGCAUCAGAUGGAUCGACCCACUGCCGUCGAAGUCGCCUACGUCCUUGGACAACACCUCAGCAAGCUUUAAUGCUCCACCCCAGGUGUUUCGUCCAUAUUACCAAAAAAGAUCGAUUAGUAAUACUAGUACAGGUAUACUACAGUGGUACUCUCUGGUGUUAGC